This is a messenger RNA of Pyricularia grisea, 1935 nucleotides long. RefSeq lists its product as uncharacterized. The record is from RefSeq and is a predicted model, not a curated record. The transcript has 6 exons. Bases 1 to 1935 code for a protein of 644 amino acids. Gene Ontology annotation, biological process: L-glutamate catabolic process. Gene Ontology annotation, molecular function: pyridoxal phosphate binding; glutamate decarboxylase activity. Lineage: Eukaryota; Fungi; Ascomycota; Sordariomycetes; Magnaporthales; Pyriculariaceae. Gene Ontology annotation, cellular component: cytosol.
AUGGUCCUCUCACGCCAUGUGAACCCGGACGAUAUCGUCCAGCACCUGCACAAUGCCUCGCUUCAGGAGCAGGAGGGCGACGAUGACGCGCGAACCCAGGCCGCCAUCACUCACCUGACGCCCUACUCGUCUCGCUACGCGAGCAACAUAAGCCUGCCUAAGUACAAGCUACCCAAGGAGGGAGCCGAGGCCGACACGGUCUACUCAAUGAUUCGUGAUGAGCUUGACCUGGACGGGAAGCCGAAUUUGAACUUGGCUAGCUUCGUGGGUACCUAUCUUGAAGACAAUGCCCAGAGGCUCAUGGUAGAGAACAUUGCCAAGAACCUCUCCGAUGCGGAUGAGUACCCUGCCAUGAUCUCCAUGCAGCAGCGCUGCGUGAGCAUCCUGGCCCACCUCUGGAACGUCCAGCCCGGAGAGAAAGCUAUCGGCAGCGCCACCACAGGUUCCUCUGAAGCCAUCCAGCUCGGCGGCCUCGCCAUGAAGCGCAGGUGGCAGGAGGCCCGACGCGCCGCCGGCAAGGACGACAGCAAGCCCAACAUCAUCAUGGGCGCCAAUGCCCAGGUCGCCCUCGAGAAGUUUGCCCGGUACUUUGACGUCGAGGCGCGCAUCCUGCCCGUGUCUGCGAAGAGCAAAUAUCGGCUCGAUGCCGACAUGGUGCGGGAGAACAUUGACGAGAACACCAUAGGCAUUUUCGUCAUCUUGGGCAGUACCUACACGGGGCAUUACGAGCCCGUGGAGGAGAUUUCCAACAUCUUGGACAAAUAUCAGGCCGAGACUGGGCAUGAUAUUCCGAUCCACGUCGAUGGUGCGAGCGGUGCUUUCAUUGCCCCCUUUACCCAUGCACAGGCUGGCGGGCCCAAGUGGGAUUUCUCACUCCCCAGAGUCAAGUCCAUAAACACGUCGGGCCACAAGUUCGGCCUCGUGACCGCCGGCGUGGGCUGGAUCGUCUGGCGCGAUGAGUCUUUCCUGCCCAAGCACCUCGUCUUCGAGCUGCACUACCUGGGUGGCACUGAGGAGUCGUACACACUAAACUUCUCCCGGCCCGGUGCCCAGGUUAUCACCCAGUACUACAACCUCGUCCACCUGGGUUUCUCAGGUUACAGGGCCAUCAUGGAGAACUGCCUGGCCAACGCGAGGUUGCUGUCCAAGUCCCUCGAAGCCACGGGAUGGUACACUUGCGUAUCCGACAUCCACCGCCGCGCCGAGACGGUGGGUUCCCAAGAAGACACCCAGCAGCCCCUGGCACGGGGGCAGUCGAGCAUGAAGGAAGACGUCGAGCCCGAAGAGGGAAGAGCGACACUGGACAGCAUAGCGCACAGCGUCAAGUCGGCAGCCAAGGCGGUGACGGGAGGACGACACGGACACGGCGCCAACGGCAAAGAGAACGGCAAGGAGAACGGCAAGGAGAACGGCAAGGAGAACGGCAAGGAGAAUGAAAAGGAGAAUGGCAAGCAGAACGUCGCCGCAGUGACUCCGGAGCGUGGUGGGAAGAACUCUGCCGACUACGUAGCCGGCCUGCCGGUCGUGGCAUUUUGCUUGACGGACGAAUUCAAGCGCGAGUUCCCGCAUGUCAGGCAGGAGACUGUAUCGGUGCUCCUACGCGCGCGCCAGUGGAUCAUUCCAAACUACGCGCUGCCGCCCAACGAGGAGAAGACUGAGAUAUUGCGCGUCGUGGUCCGCGAGAGCAUGUCUCUCGAUCUUCUCGACAGGCUUGUGUCUGACAUUUGCGAGGUGACGCAGAAGCUGAUGGACGACGACGACAUUGACCUCAACGUCUUGCAAGGGAGCAGACACAAGGGACCCCGGACCAAGGCUGAUGUGAGCAAAGAAGGGAGAGCCCAUGCCAAGAAGGAGAGGCAAGAUCGGAACAAGCAACACCAGGCUACCGGUAGGACAGGCAGGAUGGAAAGUGGCGUUCACAGGUCGACCUGUUAG